Molecule: messenger RNA, 1326 nt
Organism: Lathyrus oleraceus (garden pea)
Lineage: Eukaryota; Viridiplantae; Streptophyta; Magnoliopsida; Fabales; Fabaceae
Exons: 1
Coding region: 199-1098 (299 amino acids)
Source: RefSeq, a predicted model, not a curated record
CCAUAAUUUUGAAUGAAAUGACAGGUUGUACCAAAAAAAUUAUUGACAUCCGUCUAUCACCGAUAAUUUUGAAUGAAAUGACAUAGUCGCGAAACAUUUACUCUUCAUCCCUUCCUCCUUUCUUAGAACCUUCUUCCCCAAAACCCAUCACCUCUAUUUCAAGGUUGACCCAUCACAAACUCCAUUUCCUUCAUACCAAUGGGAAUCAUCUCCUUUGCCUUAACAGGCACAGCUUUCAUCCUCCUAGGUUCUCUCCAAUCUCUCCGCGCUUCUCAACCAAACAAACUCAACAAACUCUUUCACAUCACUCUCUCAAUCUUCACCUCUUUCAUCACACUAUCCUCAAUCGUUUCAAUUCUCAACGCCAAAACCUCAAACGACGUCGUUGCGUUACCACUUCAUCUUCAAACCCUACCAAUCUCAUCACUCUUCCUAAUCCACUCUCUUCUCUCACUCUUUCUUCCUUUUCUCCCUUCGCCUUUGCUUAACCUAAUCACCGCCUUCGGUUUCGCCGAAGAAUUUCUCUUGUUUUAUCUCCAGAGAAAAGAUCCUACCGGAAUCGAGAAUCGGUAUUAUGAUUUGUUGUUAGUUCCUAUUGCUGUUUGUGUUUUCUCUACUUUGCUUGAAUUGGGAUCUUAUGAAUCGAAUAUACCGCAAUUGGGACGGGGAAUUGGGCUUAUUUUGCAAGGGACUUGGUUUGUUCAAAUGGGAUUUUCUCUGUUUUCUUCGUAUUUUGUUGCGGAAGGGUGUAAUUUGCAUUUUGUUAGUCAAGGGAAUUAUAGUUUGAGAUGUAAGGGGCAUCCGGAAUAUCAUAGAGCUAGAGCUAUUGCUACGCUUCAGUUUAAUUGUCAUCUUGCUCUUAUGGUUGUUGUGCUUGUUGGGUUUUAUUCCUUUACUUGCGGCAAAAUCGGAGAUUUGGGGCGUUCUUCGACGGAGGGUUUGAAGUAUACGCCGCUUGGUGCUGAGAUGCAUUCUUUGGAGAGUUCUGUGGAGAAUUUUACGUUGGAUUCUGAGGAUGAUGAUCAAGAGGUUAAGGAUGGUAAUGCAGGGAGGGAGAAGGUGAUCAAUGGUGUUAAUGGUAAUUCCUCUUAUCAUUGAAACUUCAACUUGUUUGUUGUGUUUACAUUCUGGUAAAAGCAAUGGGACAAGUUAGUUGUUCACUUUGUGUAGAGGGGUUUCUGAUUUCUAGUUGGGUUUUGGGUGUAUCUCUAUGUAACAUAAUGCUGUUAGGUUCAAAUAAUAUGUGAUUUCUAGUAGUGUGGAUCGUAGAGAACAGUUUUUUUUUCCAAAUUCUGCUAUGCAAUGGUGAUAUAUAAUGCUGCUUUA